Messenger RNA from Penicillium argentinense, 342 nucleotides. RefSeq lists its product as uncharacterized. The transcript has 2 exons. Bases 1 to 342 code for a protein of 113 amino acids. NCBI's taxonomy places the organism in Eukaryota, Fungi, Ascomycota, Eurotiomycetes, Eurotiales, Aspergillaceae. The record is from RefSeq and is a predicted model, not a curated record.
AUGGCCAACCUCAACGACUACGAUCUUGAGGCGCUUGACGCCAAAAUGCAGGCUUUGAUUGGUGUCUUCGAAUCCCUCCGGAAAACUAACCUCCUACUCCCAACCCCACCAUCUUCUUCACCUAUGACUUCGGCCGCAACACCCACAAAUCAGCUGACGGCCAACGACAGGUCCGAGUACGUAGCCGGCGACACCGCCGCCGGAGAAGCAGUGAAUGAAAUCAUCGGCCGAAACUCCUUCGCCAGCAUGCUUGUCAGAGCUGAAAGAGGUAAACUGACGGCUAUGAUUGGCGGCCCGGUCGACAUUGGUCCAGAUAUUCGGAACAAGGCCAAGGAAUUGUAA